Messenger RNA from Cladophialophora immunda, 3890 nucleotides. RefSeq lists its product as uncharacterized. Lineage: Eukaryota; Fungi; Ascomycota; Eurotiomycetes; Chaetothyriales; Herpotrichiellaceae. The transcript is spliced from 2 exons. Gene Ontology annotation, molecular function: protein binding. The record is from RefSeq and is a predicted model, not a curated record. Bases 956 to 3349 code for a protein of 797 amino acids.
GAAGCUAGCUGGGGGAGCUGCAGAAGUCAACUAGCAACGCCAGCAAACUAAGCUCUGGCUGUUCGUCAUUGGCCGAGACCCCGUUGGUGCCGUUGAGCCAUCGAGCCAUCAUUCCACCAGGUGUCAAGGCGCCAUGCACAAUCGAUGCAGACGAGGAAACGGAUUAUGUGACUCGACCGCGAAGUUGAGGCUGCAUGGGUCUGUGCAACAUGCAGGCCUCAUGCCAGUGGGCAAAGGACGAACAUUCGGCCAGCAGUGGGCAGAAAUGACCUGUCACUUUUUCCCCCCUCCAACCUCCGGCCUUGACAUCCUCUCUCUGCUCCUGCCCCUUUGGCCACCAAAGGUGUCGCCUUCACGCUGCUACGGUGGAACCAGUCCGGUGGUGAACACCCUCACGCCCUCACCUACGAUCAUCUGGCUCGGGAACAGGAUGCCGGGGUGGUAAGGGUCUGCGGAACCGACUGACGCACACACACACACACACACACACACAACCAUACAGCCAACCAAGCGAAAAGGUGGAGGAGAGACAAAGAUCAAGAGAGAGAGAGGGAGGGAGGCAAGCAAGAGGAAGACAGGGAGCUUUCAGACGUCACUGGUGUUUCCAAACACCACGCCUUGGACCCAUCGCCGCCAAUGCCAUUCGCGUUCGUCGAAGUGAGUGCCAACCAAUCAUCUUCCCGAGUGUCGGCCAUUUCAAUCAUGACAUUUGCCAAAAAGAGUCGGUUUACCUGACGAAUAGCAGGACUUGAACUCUCCAGAUCCUGACCUGCACAGUCGUGUGCCUGUCGGACACUUCUGAUCGCUGCCGCUACUGCGAGUUCUCCCGAUCUGCCUAACGCCGCCGCCAAAGGGAAGUGUGUCGUCGCACAAUUUCUCAACAUUCAAGUGGUGACCUUUAUCAUACUCCCCAUGAUACCUCCUAGCUGGAUCUCAAAAAGCUCUGCAACGUCCAAUGGUAGGCGAUCGCUCGCCGCAGCCUCCCAGGGAGACAUGGGAGGCUCUCAAGCCCGAAAUCCGCAAGUGGUAUCUGAAGGAGAAUCAAACUUGCGAAUACAUCCAAAAGCAGCUUCGUCUUCGCAGCCUCUUUGUGAGCGAGAGGCAGAUCAAAAACAGGCUGAGUGAAUGGAAAUAUGAACGCAAAAAAACUCCCCACCAGCAUUACCUCGCUAUGUUGGUGGUGGCGGAAUCAUGGAAGGCUCGCGGCGGUGAGGCUGUUUUCGAGGUCCCUAAAAGGGAGGAACGAGUGACUUAUAACGCCCAGAAGGUCAAGAAAGAGUGCGAAAGGGUCAGGAAAAGACACCUAUCACAGCGAGAGUCCUUCAAGCUCCCAUCACUUUGCGAAGCCGAGUACACUUUGAGAAGUGCUGGCAUCUCCUGGAAAGACAAAGAUCUGAUAAUACACCACGAUCACGCCGGAAAAAUCCAGCUGUACGGACCACCUCUGCAAUGGCACGCAAAUCUGCACGGUCUACCACACCGGACAUGCCCUUCGCGAAAUAGAGACAUACUCGCGAGUGGCGGCGGUGGUCUUACAUUAAUUCUGAAUCGACAAGAUGAUAAGGACUCUCCACCCUCAGAGCUUGAACCUGUGCACAUCUGCGCCGUAUCUCCAGACGAACCGAAAUCCCGAACUCCAUCGCCUCCGAAGAUUUCUCCAAAGCCACACACACCACCCAGUGCCGGCAGUCCGGAAAGAGUCUUACCCCCGAAUGGGACCGUGGCGACGACUGACUGUCAGGUAUCGUCACUUGAGCCAAUUCCCUGUAACGAGCUUUCGUGGCCAGAGCCCGUGAGAAACAUGGCCGAUGGCAACAACACAUCUUUCCCAUUGGAUCCAUCUCAUAUGCUGCUGAGCCCACCCGCUGAGACAUUUCCAAUCGAAGACAAGGUCUAUUCCCCUCCAUAUUCGAGCUGCUCGGUAUCUUCGACAGCAACCUUGGUUGUGCUUGCCACACCCCCCGAGACCAUCUUCAACCCCAAUGCAUGCCGUUCAUGUCAACCACCACAUUCCCACCAAAGCUACGACUUCAGCGAAUCAAUCGGAACGCUCUGUAAGGGCAUCAAGUAUGAGCCACCCGUGUAUUCAGCCUACGUGCACCCUGUGUGUUCAUUUCAGGACACUAGCGAGGAAGACCGUAAACUAAGCGCCAGUCAAUGGGCCGCUCCAUAUUAUUUGCAGUGUUUUUCCGAGAAUUUGCAGGAAGACAUCCUCGAAUACCGUAAGUCUCAGUCCAUGGAUAUCCUGCAAUAUGCUUUGCAGCACAACAAUGAGUUCAUCCUUCCAUGUCUCAGCUGGACUAUGCUCGUGCUAGGACAGACUCAACGGAUGGAGCAACUGGCGGAUUUUCUUUCUGCCAGUUGUGAUAUUAUCAGCUCCCAGCCUGCCAUGCGAAAGAGCUACACAUACGAGGUACCCUUCCGGUACGCUCUUGCGUGGGCCAGUAAUGAUCUUGAAGAGAUGGACCUGCACGGCGAGUCACUAGGACGAUCACACACGCAAAUCGGACAAAUUUGGGGCAGAGAACACCCAAACUUCUUCGUCAGUGGCUACCUCUACGCAUGGCACUCAAUCUGGAAGGGCGAUUACCAUGCAGCAUUGAGACUAUUGAUCAACAGCCUCCCAGUAUGUGAGCGGACAAUGGGUCGUCACGAUCUCCUGACCAUUAACUGUUUGUCCAUCGCUGCUAGAGCUUAUGCACAUAUUGGUCGUACCGAAGCCGCAGUGCGAUGCUACCGUAGAGCAAUGAGUGCAACACAACUCCUGGAAGAAGACCAAACCCAUGUCGAAGCCCACGGACCUGUUCUCCAACUGUUUCGUUCAACCCUACUAUCUCGACAUGCAAUGCUCCUUUACCAUCUGCAAGACCCUCUCAACGCGGAGAAACAACUCCGCAAAGUUCUGGAUAUCCGCGUCCUGAUCCACGGUGUUCACAACCUCAUCAUUUGGUGGGCUGCCUGGCCACUCGCUUCCAUUUUGCAGGCGACAGGCCAGUUCGCACAUUCGGAGGCCCUCAUGGACGAGUUGUUACGGUGGCAUUACUGGGAACAGGAGGUCGAGUGGUGUAUUCGGAGGGGAGAGCCGCCGCCACCUCGGCCGCCGUUCCAGUGGCUCCGAUUCGGUCUGCACAGAACCAAAAAGGAAGAGGGGGCUCUUCCCUUCCGAGUCGCUGAGGCCCUUUACCCUUCCCAGAUCUGCAACGCCGGCUUGGAAAUGCCUCAGCCUAAUGGGAUGCACCUCGCCCAACAGCCCUUCGUGAGCGGAGGCAUGGACGUCUGUCUAACGGUGGCAACGACGGUCUCAGGAAUUCCACAAAGUGAACGUGACUGGGACUUCCUGGAACCUUGAAUCGCAGAAGAAACAAUUGUGAUUGCGCCAUGCCAUGGCUGGGUCUGGGUGCCCUUGCUCCAGUGGGUGGGACCCGUCUUCCGACAAGUCGAGUGCCGUGGUUGAGACCAUGAAUCACAAACAUCCCUGGAGGUGAGAGGUCUAUGUGAUGUUGAUGAUGUUCUCGAUUGAACCAAAGGAGCCCCGAGCCCCGGACUCUCGGGGCCGAGUUAUAGCGCAACUUGCAGAGGCGCUCACUUGGCACGAUCUUUUCUGGGCGAGCUAGAACGAAUCUUCCGUUCGAGCUACUCACUCAUAUAAAUGGAAGCCCGGCUUGGUUGGACAGGGCCUUUUAUUAGACACCGAGCCUGCAUAGUCUAUACCAGGCGAGGAACACGGGCACCUGGGAGCGUAGAAAAAAAAUGACCCGACGCGUUCUAAAACUUGCGUCGGGUGGCUCCCAUGAACGUCCCAAAAAAGAAUAAUAUGUAUUGGAAGCCUCAAAGAACGCCGUCUUCUAAAGUAUAGACUUCUAAAACAAAGAGAGAAUAUUUUUCAAUCC